Messenger RNA from Closterium sp. NIES-65, 930 nucleotides. The record is from the annotation of a GenBank genome assembly. NCBI's taxonomy places the organism in Eukaryota, Viridiplantae, Streptophyta, Zygnematophyceae, Desmidiales, Closteriaceae.
AUGGCCCACGUUCAGUCCACAUCGUCGGCGCGCGUCAUCACCUUCGCCGUGCUCUACUCCGCGUCAAUCUGUGCGUUGAUUCUCCCUCUCCUGCGCCCCGCUGAAGCAGUGCCCCUCUCUGAUGUGCUGUCUAAGCUCCGCCAUAAGGACCAAUUUCUCACCGGGCACCUAUCCUCCUCUGGAAUGGUGGAGUUUGCCGCGGGAUACGAGAAGGUGAACGACAUCAGCGGAGUCUCGCUUCUGCUGCCUGAAAACGACGCCUGGAAUUCUGCCCUGAUGGGCUAUCAGGGCAUGAACCCGUCCGCUACAACCGCGACGGACCCGCUUCUUGAGGCGCUCGACACAAUGGUGAAGUCCAAGGGGGCCGUGGCGAGUCUCAACGCCAUGUCUGCCAACGCCAAGAAUGCCAUGUCCCGCCUGGCCAAGUUCAUGGCGAUCCGCGAAUACAUCUCAUCCCAGGAUAUGGCAUCCGGCAAGUACAAGGACGGGCGGUUCAGCCUAAACACAUUGGUCAACCAGCCACUGUAUCUCUACGGCAACGUCACUGGUGACGGCAGUGACACGGCCUUGGAUCACGUCUUCAUUGGGACCGACUUAGGACCCAUCGAAGCCGUAAGAGCCAUUGCGACUAACUCGAGCGACCCCAUGAGCAUGCAGUUUCGGAAGUGGGGUAACGCUGGAGUGCCGAAGGCAGUGGCGCGUGUUAACCAAGCUGUUGGUGAGGGCGUGACCGGAAAAUUUCUUGGCAUCACCACGUUAUCUUCUGAUACGGAAGCGAUUGAGGUCUCUAGCGUGGUGUUCCCCGCCAACAUGGGCUCCCUCACCAGCUACGAUGCCGUGACACCGUACGGCAAAGGUGCUGGCACUUUUGCCUUGUAUGGAAACUCCAUGGCCCUGGUUCUUUCGAUGAUUGCAGCAUCCUUGAUCUAG